Molecule: messenger RNA, 877 nt
Organism: Bombyx mori (domestic silkworm)
Lineage: Eukaryota; Metazoa; Arthropoda; Insecta; Lepidoptera; Bombycidae
Product: U7 snRNA-associated Sm-like protein LSm10
Exons: 4
Coding region: 69-374 (101 amino acids)
Biological process (GO): mRNA 3'-end processing by stem-loop binding and cleavage
Cellular component (GO): nuclear body; cytoplasmic U snRNP body
Molecular function (GO): histone pre-mRNA DCP binding; U7 snRNA binding
Source: RefSeq, a predicted model, not a curated record
GAAAAUCCUUCUUUUUUUAAAUAUUAAUAACCUAAACCUUGCUAAUAAAUAAAAUAAAUUAACUUAAAAUGACUUAUAUGUAUAAUAGUCUAAACAUGUCUGACGCAGCGCUCUUCAUAGGUACACCUCAAGAAAAGUUCUUUUAUCAUAAUACACUUUUAUGUGUUGUUAAUUCUUUGCAAGGAAAAAAUGUGACUGUGGAUUUAAGAAAUGACACAUAUGUCUGUGGAUUGAUUGAAUUAGUAGAUGGUUUUAUGAACAUUUCAUUUAAAAAUGCGAUUUAUUGUGAUCCACAAGGAAAUGAAUUCGCUUUUGACAACCUGUUUAUUCAUGGUCGUAAUAUCAGAUAUGUGCAUAUUCCAGAAAAUGACUAAUGCCGCAGAGACGCGUCAAUUGCAGAAUGGCCGUGUCGGCGCGCGGCUUAGAUCACAAAGCGCAUCCGCACCCUUUGUCAGCGAGCGCCGCCGGCACACCUGCAACGGUCGACGGCAGGCGGCUUGGAUCACAGAGGGCGUCGGCACCCUUUGAUGGCUCGGGUCACCGGAAUAUUUGCAACGAUCAACGGCAGGCGGCUUGAAUCACAGAGCGCACCGGCACCCUUUGACGGCUCCGGUCACCGGUACACUUGCAACGUUCGUGGCGGUCGGCUUGGAACACACACCGCAGCGGCACCCUUUUAUGGUGCGGGUCGCCGGCACACUUCAACGUUCGCGGCGGGCGGCUUGGAUCACAUACCGCAGCGGCACCCUUUGAUGGCGCGAGUUGCCGGCACACUGGCUGACUAUAAAAAGAGCUGCUGUACAAUCCUUAGCUCAGAAGCGAGCGAGUCACCGUAUCAGACAGAACGCUCCUGCGUAAUAUACGCUCUGAGUUAACA